Molecule: messenger RNA, 3575 nt
Organism: Thrips palmi
Lineage: Eukaryota; Metazoa; Arthropoda; Insecta; Thysanoptera; Thripidae
Gene: Galphai
Product: guanine nucleotide-binding protein G(i) subunit alpha
Exons: 7
Coding region: 432-1499 (355 amino acids)
Biological process (GO): adenylate cyclase-modulating G protein-coupled receptor signaling pathway
Cellular component (GO): heterotrimeric G-protein complex
Molecular function (GO): G-protein beta/gamma-subunit complex binding; GTP binding; GTPase activity
Source: RefSeq, a predicted model, not a curated record
GUGGAGCGGACGACGGUUAGGUUACUAAGCCUUCUGGAUUCUUUCGCGUGUUUCACGCUCCAUCCACGACGUGGCUCUAUCGACGUAUUUACCGAAACAUUGAAUUUUUCGUGACCUAAAUGAGUCUGAAGCGAUAAGUUUUGAAGGUAGAUCACUAGAGGGAUGACAAACGUAGGCUUGGGUGAUCGUCGGAUAUUUAUUCCACUUCUCCACAGUUGGUAGCGUCGCCUGUUUUUUUCAGCGUAGCGUUGUCAACAGUGAGCCUGGUAAAGGUAAAGCAAGUUUGGUCGACAAUUUACGUUUAGCUGCGGCGCGGCCUACUGAAGCGCUGAAGCAGAGGAAGCCUCUCCAGUGUGGGGGUACCUGGGCGGAGGCACUGACACUGGACAAGGGUCCUAGCAACAAGUAGGUUCUUGAACCUUUCCGUCAACAUGGGAUGCGCAGUAAGUUCAGCCGGCGAGAAGGAGGCCGCCGAGAGGUCCAAGAAGAUCGACAAGGACCUGCGGAUGGACGGGGAGCGCGCCGCCAGAGAAGUCAAACUGCUGCUCUUGGGAGCGGGAGAGUCAGGAAAAAGUACGAUUGUUAAGCAAAUGAAGAUCAUUCAUGAGACAGGAUAUUCAAUAGAAGAAUGUGAACAAUAUCGUCCAGUGGUCUACAGCAACACUAUCCAAAGUUUAAUGGCUAUAAUCCGAGCCAUGGGACAGCUACGCAUUGACUUUGCUGAUCCAGGGAGAACUGAACUGGCUCGACAGUUUUUCACACUUGCAAGUGAAGCUGGAGAAGGGGAAUUGACACCUGAAUUGGUAUUGCUGAUGAAACGUUUGUGGCAAGACGCUGGUGUCCAGUUAUGCUUUUCACGUUCAAGAGAAUACCAAUUAAACGACUCUGCUGCUUACUACCUCAAUGCACUAGAUCGCAUUUCAUUGCCGAGCUAUGUGCCUACCCAGCAAGAUGUUUUGCGCACAAGAGUGAAGACCACUGGUAUUGUGGAAACUCACUUUUCUUUCAAGGGACUUCAUUUCAAAAUGUUUGAUGUUGGUGGUCAACGAUCAGAGAGAAAGAAGUGGAUUCAUUGCUUUGAAGGGGUUACAGCCAUUAUUUUCUGUGUUGCCCUGUCAGGGUAUGAUCUUGUUUUGGCUGAGGAUGAGGAAAUGAACCGCAUGAUUGAGUCAAUGAAACUGUUCGAUUCAAUCUGCAACAGUAAAUGGUUUGUUGAAACCUCUAUCAUCCUUUUCCUCAACAAGAAAGAUUUGUUUGAAGAUAAGAUUGACAAGAGCCCUCUCACUAUUUGUUUCCCUGAGUACUCUGGAUCAGACACGUAUGAAGAGGCUGCUGCUUACAUCCAAAUGAAGUUUGAGAAUCUCAACAAGAAAAAGGAUCAGAAAGAAAUUUAUACACAUUUCACCUGUGCUACUGAUACUAGCAACAUCCAAUUUGUUUUUGAUGCUGUAACUGAUGUCAUUAUCAAGAACAAUCUGAAAGAUUGUGGUCUCUUCUAGUUCAUUCAAUGUAAGUGCAAACCCAGCACCAAGUUUUUGGCAGCAGCUGUCUACAUUUGUCAAAUAUUUUUUUGCUGUAUUCCCUGUUUGCAUGUUAUUUAUUCUAGUGAAAACUUGUGUGCAUUCUGUGUUUCUUUAUCGGGCUCACUUUAAGAGACACAUUAUGAGAUCAAUCUAUGCUUUGGUUGCCUUGACUUCUGCAGUUUUGAUCUUUUGUACAUAUAGAUAGCUUUAACAAAAGACGAGUUCAUACUUUUAAUGCACAGUAUGCAAAGAUGUUUUAAUUGUGACAAUGUUCUGAUUUGAUCUAGUAAGUCUGAAAAGAGUUUUUGUACAUACCAUGUGUCAAUUUUUGACAUUUUGCACACCUUUGGUGCAGUACUUUUAUGCUUGAGUAUUCCAAUUUAGCAGACUUAAGUUUUACUACAAAGCUUACAGCACAUUCUCAUUACUUCUAAGACAGCCUUUUCUGUUUGUACCAGGUUAUAUUUUAAUUUAAGCUCUCUUAUUCACUGUGUCACCUGGUGUGAUUAGAAGGCAAAAGCAAACUGACAAUUCUUUUGACAAUUUCAUAACCUGUUCACUGUUCACUCUAUUUUAUAAUUGCCUUAAGUGACAAAUUUGAGCAUUAGUUGUUAGUCAGCCUUCUAUUUUUUAUAUCUUUGUACAAAUUUAGUUUUAUUUAUAGUUGUUUGUGAUCACAUAACCAUGUUGUUGGUGAUGUUCCAAAUUCACUUCACUCAUUGUUCCUGCAUCUGGUAUGAAUUUAUUUUUCUUAUUGAUGUAUUUCAGCAGGACUGUCUAAUCUAUUUUUCUCUACAACAGAUUUUAAAGUUUUAUAUAUAAUGUAAGGUUCAAAUGAAAAGUCAGUAUUAUUUUUUUUCAUCACCCUUGCAUUGAAAUUAUAGACUGCAUUUACUGAGACAUUAUAAGCCAGCACUUUGCCAAAAAUAAUCAAAAACCUAUGUGCUAUUUUCUUGCCAUUUUUGAUAACCUAUAUUUAUUGUACUUGUAAAAGUUGGUGGGUUUAAUUUUUAAAUGGCAAUGUAUGUACAGUAUAUGACAAGAUUCUUUGCUUUUUAGCCAAGGAUCUUGCUGUGGGCCAUGUUAAACAUUGCUGUUUUUUCUUAGUUAAUUUGAAUUGCAGUAUCACUUUUACAGGAUGGAUGAUAACUGUUUAACAUGCUCUUAUAUUUCAAAAUCUUGUAACAGUUUUAUGCCGACUGGAAGCAUAUGUCUGUGCCAUAGCAUUUUGCUCACUUGGCUCUGGAAGUAGUGUAUUUAUUCUUAUUGAAUUUAUCUCUAAGAGACUUGGCUCACAUAUGUGAUGUGUGAAUUUCAUAGUUUGUAUUGUUGAUCUGAUAUUUUCAUUCAUGUCGUUUUCACUGACAUGCUCUUUUUAAUUGUACAAUUUUUUUCUUAUAUGUGACCAUAUUCUCUGUAUUGCAUAUUGCACAAGGAAAUAGUUUCCCACUUCUUUCUUUUCUUUUGGUGUGCCAUUCAUGUCUUACAAGUUUUUUUAAUGAACAAGCGAUAGCCAUAACAUUAUUAUUUUAUUUGGUACUAUUUAUGGUUGCAUUUUCUAUGAACAUUCGUCUGAAACAUUCUUUAUUUUGUACACAUUUUUAUUUAAGUAUGCAUUUCUUGUAUCAUAAGGGUAGGGUACCCUUCUCAUGUUUCGUUUACAUUGAUUUUUUGUCUGAUGAUCACAAUGUGAUAAACAGUAAAAGUGGAUCUCAUUUAGUAACUACUUUCAAGAGAAGUUGAAUCUCAAAUAGUAAUUACUUUUAAGAGAUCUGUUUCAGAAUUGCUUGUUGUCCCUUUAGCUUACAGAUGACUUUAGCUUAAGAUUCUGGGAUGAGAGAGAUGCUGAGCAUUUGACGCUAAGGAGCCAAUGACCACUUCAAUUUUAUCAUUCCUCACUAGUUUAGUAGAAAAUUCAAACAAAUACUAAUUUGUUUCAACUUUAUCAGCCCAUAGUUCCUACUAUGUGGAUUUAAUCCUUGACAAUUGUUCCAUAUGUAACACUAUUUUUGUAAAAAUUUAUUGAAAAUAAAGGCCAUUUUCUUUGACUAA